Messenger RNA from Phasianus colchicus (ring-necked pheasant), 1914 nucleotides. The record is from RefSeq and is a predicted model, not a curated record. NCBI's taxonomy places the organism in Eukaryota, Metazoa, Chordata, Aves, Galliformes, Phasianidae.
UAAAGAAAAUGAUUCAGAAUUCGUGGAAAGAAGAUAACUUUAAUUGUAUAAAAAUAGAGGCCAAAUAUUCUCAAGACAUAAAUAAUUCCCAAAUACUACUAAGAUAUCAAUGAAAAUUGAAAAUAUGCCCAUUAAUCCACUUCAAAGAUUUCUCCUGCAAUAUCCCGUGUUAUCAGAAAUGAUUACAAAACAUGGAGAAAAAUCUUUGUUUGUUACUUGCCCUUCCUCCCCAUCCCCACCAAGAAAACACUCAUAUAGAUGAAUUAAUAAAAUGUACUCAAUCUGGUAAGAACAUUCUGUAACAUGAUGUGUGCAGGCUGCCUUUAGCUCAUUUUGUUAGUAGGAUUAAUUUUCAGAAAUCUAAGACUUUCAUGUUAAUCCUAGAUAAUACUAGGUUUGGUACAUUAAAAUAAUCAGAUUACAGUGAAUGUCAAUGCCAUUUGAUUUAAAAUGUUAUGGAGUACAGAACAGGAACUAUUGACCUCUCUCUACAAAAUGAUAACUUGUCUGAUAAUCUCAGACAUCUGCUUCAAGUCACUGUGAAAAAGCUGGCUUUGUUUAUCCAAAUAUUAGUUUUCUAUAGCAAGUAAAAAAUAAAUAUGUGGACUUUAUUAAAAAAAAAUGUACAAAUAUUGUAUAAGAAAUUAGUAUAUGAAACUAUCUUCUGCAUAUGCAACACUGAACUGCCACCUGCUACAAGCAAUUAGCAGAUCUGUGUUUUCAGUUAAAAAAUGCUAUCCUGCCUAGUUGUUUUAACUAAUUUGAUUCAUGUGCUUUCCUUUUGCAUCUCCCUCAUUCUCCAUUCUAUUUACUCUUGAUUGGCUGCAGCAGGACUAAUGCCCAUUUUAUUUCUGGUUAAUCUAAUUAAGUAAAAACCUGGGAUUGUGAUGUCAGUACAUUAGUAGAAGGAAGUAACGCUUCCUCUAGGAAGGAUAGCAGUUCUGACCUUGCUGAGAAGCAUGUCAUGGUUUAACUGCAGGAUGAAAAUAAAGCGAGACAAACUGCAAUAAUAACACCACCUUGUUCUCUGGUAAUAUAGUUUAAAGUGAGAUUAUGGCUUGUGGAUUGCAGAUAAAAGAUGAAGACAGUGGCUAUAACAAAAACCUGUUCUGCAUUCCUAAGCAUUAUGAAGAAGAUAUAGAAAGAGUUUACAUUCCUCAUGGACUAAUCCUGGACAGGACAGAACGUUUGGCUAGAGAUAUCAUGCAAGAUAUGGGAAGCCACCACAUUGUUGCACUCUGCGUCCUUAAAGGAGGCUAUAAGUUCUUUGCUGACUUGCUGGAUCAUAUAAAAGCACUAAAUCAAAAUGGUGAUAAGUCUGUGCCUAUUACUGUGGAUUUUGUUAGAAUAAAAAGUCACUGUAACGAUUCACCUACAGAGAAAAUCAGUAUUGCUGGAGAAGAACUGUCUGCAUUAAAUGGGAAGAAUGUGUUAGUAGUAGAGGAUAUUAUUGAGACUGGUAGAACAAUGAAGGCACUGCUUUCAAAACUGAAGGACAAUGAACCAAAGAUGAUAAAAGUAGUAAGCUUGCUCAUUAAAAUGACAAACCGAAGUUCAGGUUACAGACCAGACUAUAUAGGUUUUGAAAUUCCAGAUAAGUUUGUGGUUGGAUAUGCCCUUGACUAUAAUGAAUACUUCAGAGAUCUGAAUGUAAGUACAUAUGAAUGUACCUUGACUGUUACAUGCUUGUUAGUUACCUGUGGUAACAGUAAUGAAUAUUACCUUAUAGUAGGUGCUUGUAGACGACUAACAAAACUUCAAAUUGACUAGAUACUUUCAUGAAAAAAAAAAAAGGGGGGCAAAAACAUUAAUACGAUCAGACCAUAAUUUAAGUGCAGGACUACUAGUCCAUGUCUUACCUAUCUAUGAAUCUGCUUCACAAGCCUAGUAGCUCAGCCUUGCCAUGUAGUAUCC